Nakaseomyces glabratus is the source of this 1236-nucleotide messenger RNA. RefSeq names its product nicotinamide-nucleotide adenylyltransferase NMA1 (gene NMA1). Gene Ontology annotation, molecular function: nicotinamide-nucleotide adenylyltransferase activity; nicotinate-nucleotide adenylyltransferase activity. Gene Ontology annotation, biological process: NAD+ biosynthetic process. The record is from RefSeq and is a predicted model, not a curated record. Lineage: Eukaryota; Fungi; Ascomycota; Saccharomycetes; Saccharomycetales; Saccharomycetaceae.
AUGGAUCCUACUAGAGACCCUGACUUCAAGCCCCGGGACCCUGACGCGAAGUUGCUGCCACCUCCUGACCCAACCUCGAAGAUUCCAAAGUCUGGGCCCAUUACGCCGUAUGUGCUGGCGGACUACAACGCGUCUAUCGACGCUCCGCUGCAGAUGAAGAAGAACACAACUCACUUGCCGCACUCGCAGGGUAACCACCAGCGCAUACCGCUGAACAAGAGCGAGUUCCAGCCGUUGUCGACCACUGGCUCCUCAGAGGAGGACUUCGAAUUGGACGACGAAAAUAUGGACAGCGACAGUGGCAGCAAGCGCGAGAGUCUCGGCCAGCUGUCGGGACACGGUAUCGGUAUCGGUGUGCACAAGAACCAGAUUGCCGACUUGGAGGAAGUGCCCCACGGUAUUGUCCGCCAGGCCAGGUUCCUCGAGGACUACGAAUUCCCAACGCACAGACUGGCUAACAGGCUGCAGGACCCAAACAAGAUGCCUCUCGUCAUAGUGGCGUGCGGGUCGUUCUCUCCCAUCACUUAUCUGCACCUGAGAAUGUUUGAAAUGGCCCUAGACGCCAUCUCAGAGAUGACUAGGUUCGAGGUUGUGGGUGGCUAUUACUCUCCCGUAAGUGACAAUUACAAGAAACAAGGAUUGGCACCAUCGUAUCACCGUGUCAGGAUGUGUGAGCUGGCCUGUGAGAGAACUUCUUCCUGGCUGAUGGUGGAUGCUUGGGAAUCUCUCCAGCCAAGCUAUACAAGGACCGCAAAAGUCCUAGACCAUUUCAACCACGAGAUCAAUGUCAAGCGAGGAGGUAUCACCGUCCAUGAGAAGAAACGGAAUGCCGACAACAGUGGAUACCACAUGGAAGAACAUAAGAGAGGUGUGAAAAUUAUGCUGUUAGCAGGUGGUGAUCUGAUAGAAUCUAUGGGCGAACCUGGUGUCUGGGCAGAUGAGGAUUUACAUCAUAUCCUGGGUAAUUACGGUUGUUUGAUUGUGGAAAGAACAGGGUCUGAUGUUCGUUCUUUCUUAUUGUCACAUGAUAUCAUGUAUGAGCACAGAAGGAACGUCCUUGUUAUAAAGCAACUGAUUUACAAUGAUAUCUCAUCUACAAAAGUCAGGCUGUUUAUUAGACGUAACAUGUCCGUGCAGUAUUUGUUACCUAACUCUGUGAUCAGGUAUAUUCAAGAGCACAAGCUUUACAUCAACCAAUCCGAACCUGUGAAACAAGUUUUGAGCGGUAAAGAGUAA